This is a messenger RNA of Pipra filicauda (Wire-tailed manakin), 1380 nucleotides long. Its product is annotated as astrotactin-2-like. The transcript has 4 exons. The record is from RefSeq and is a predicted model, not a curated record. Gene Ontology annotation, biological process: neuron cell-cell adhesion; neuron migration. NCBI's taxonomy places the organism in Eukaryota, Metazoa, Chordata, Aves, Passeriformes, Pipridae. The annotation marks the transcript as partial.
GGAGAAUCCUUGAGCUUUGCGGAUGAUUUGCUUUCUGGCCUCGCAACGUCGUGCGUGGCAGCGGGUCGGAGCCACGGAGAUGUCCCUGAAACCAGCAUCUAUUCAGUCAUUUUCAAGUGCCUGGAGCCAGAUGGUCUGUACAAAUUUACCCUCUACGCGGUGGAUACGCGAGGGAGACACUCAGAGCUGAGCACGGUCACCCUGAGGACAGCUUGCCCACUGGUAGACGACAGCAAGGCAGAAGAGAUAGCUGACAAAAUCUACAACCUCUACAAUGGCUACACCAGUGGGAAGGAGCAGCAGACAGCCUAUAAUACACUGAUGGAGGUCUCUGCUUCCAUGCUCUUCCGAGUCCAGCACCACUACAACUCCCACUACGAGAAGUUUGGAGACUUCGUCUGGCGCAGUGAGGACGAGCUGGGGCCCAGGAAGGCUCACCUGAUCCUGAGGAGGCUGGAGAAGGUCAGCAGCCACUGCUCGACCCUGCUACGCAGUGCCUACAUCCAGAGCCGCACCGAGACCAUGCCCUACCUGUUCUGCCGCAGCGAAGAGGUCCGGCCGCCCGGCAUGGUCUGGUACAGCAUCCUAAAGGACACCAAAGUCACCUGCGAGGAGAAGAUGGUCUCCAUGCUGCGCAACACGUACGGGGAGUCCAAGGGGCGGUGAGGGAAGGUGCGGGCCUGGAGCUGUGGGAGGCAAAGGAACUCCAAGGAGUCGAGGACUCAGUGUGCUGAGUGGCUGGUGGGGUUUGGGGUCGGGUGAUGUUCAGAGGGGGUGGAAGGGGACAGCGAGGCCAAACAGGACUUUUCUCACACAGACGGCAGAGAAACAAGAAAUCAGCAAGUUGGAUUUGCUUUUCUUUUCUUUUCCUUUUUUUUUUUUUUUUUUUUUUUUUUAAAGAGGAAAGGAAAGAAAAAAAAAAAGAAAUUACCUAAUUUGACUCAGCGUAAAAGCCUCUCCUUUUUAAUCUUUUCUUACUGAAUUUCCUGGACUACACAUGCUCCAAAACCCUGGGAGGAGGAGAUACCCACUCGAGGCCAGGGCCAGGCAGAGGGGAGCUGCUGGGUGCAGGGUGACCCCCUCCCUGCCUGCCCUGCCUGCCCUGCCUGCCCUGCCUGCCCUGCCACCGGGCAGGAGCUGUGGGGCGAGGGGCCCCGGUGCUGUGGUGGCCGAGGACGCCAGGAGGAGGUGGCGUGGGUGGCCGGUGACACCGCACUGCCAGAGAGGGUCCCAGAAGGGAUGCCAGGCAGGUGUCAGGACGCUGCAGGCAAGCUGGGCUUUUGUAGCACUCCGAGUCGGCGGAGCGGCUCCGAGCGCAGCCUUCGUUCGCAAGGCUCCCGGCAGCCUGUUCUGUGCAUUAAAGAUUCAUAUUAAGUCCAU